UUGUUCAUAUCCACAAAAUCAUUUAUUAUGUUAUAAAAUUUAUUAGUAUUAAUUUCCAUUUUUGAUGCUUUGUGAUGUUAGAAUAAAAUAUUGAAGAAAUAUGAAGUGACACACCCGUGAUCCCUGAAUACCUAAUUGUAAUGCAGGCUUGAAUUAUAAUUGGAAGGAAAUUACAAAAUUGUACAAAUUAAUUAUCACAAAACAACAAGAAAAACCAAUUAAAAGUAUUUAUGUGAUGACCAAACAUUACCUUAACAUGUGAGCCAUACAAUUUUCCAAUGCUUACCUCCAAUUUUACACCCACAUUUGGAAAUAACAACAAUUACUUGUAAGAGACCACGUGAACCUUUUAACUCAUUUCACUAGCCCAUAGUAUAUAUGACCACUCACACUAAUUAGUUUUUUAUUUCAACCUCCUCAAAAUAAAAUUUAAAAAUUUUAUUUUAUUUUAUUAGCCCGGUGGUGAUUUUUAUUAAAAUAUUAUAUUCAAUUCGAGUAUUUUUCGUAAUUUUUUUUGUAUGAUUUAUUUCAUUUUAUAUUAGAAUUGGGUUAAUUUAUGAUAGAUUAAGAUUUUUUGCAACUAGAUACUCCUACCUAGAAGUAUUCAUUCGAGUCAUCGAGUCAAUUUCGGGUCAGAUGUUUCAGGUCGAUUUAAAAUCGGAUUUUGUGUGACUCGAGUUCAAUUAAAAGAUCCGGUAAAUAUCAGAUUAUCGGUUCUGUUUUUAACACCUCAACUUCUAACAUAGUGCAAUAAACAACGUCAAAUUAUUGUACCGGGAUUGUAUAGUAAUGGUUUUGAGUUUACUACGAUUAAAAUAUAGGUCGAGAUAACUAAAACCAUAUUUUUUCAUUAACUAAAGUAUAUAAGUGUACCACUUUCAACUAGGAACUUAAAGAACAAGCUUCUAAGGACAAGAAAAAAAAAACACUCAAGUAGCUUAGAGUGAAGAGAGUAGUUAAUAAUAUACUUCUUCUAGAGACUAGAGCUCAAUGAAGAAGCAAGAAUGUGAGAUUGAAGCAGUAGGUAUUACCUACAAAAUUUACACCCACAACAAUGAAAUAAACCCAUUAAGUAUUUUCAAGAGUGGAAAUACAGAUAAUUGGAAUCAAUCAACAUUUUCUUUUGGGAUGAGAACAGUGCUAAACCAGGUGAAUUGCAGAGCAAAGCCAUGGGAAAUCCUUGCAAUUGUGGGCCCAAGUGGAGCAGGAAAAUCAUCUUUGCUUGAAGUAUUAGCAGGCAAGCUUAGUCCACAAUCUGGUUCUAUCUUUGUUAAUAACAAUGCAAUUGAUAAACCCAAUUUCAACAAGAUUUCAGGGUAUGUUACCCAAAAAGAUAUGCUUUUUCCACUCCUUACAGUUGAAGAAACACUCAUGUUUAGUGCCAAAUUAAGGCUUAAACUCCCACUUUUAGAGCUUAACUCUAGAGUGACAUCUUUAUUGCAAGAGUUAGGACUUGAUCAUGUGGCAAAUACCCGAGUUGGGAACGAUGGAAUCAGAGGAAUUUCGGGGGGUGAAAGACGGAGAGUUUCUAUUGGUGUGGAUGUGAUUCAUGAUCCUAAAGUGUUGAUCUUGGAUGAGCCCACAUCAGGGUUAGACAGUACCUCGGCGUUGCAAAUCAUUGACAUGUUAAAGAAUAUGGCAGAAACAAGGGGGAGAACAAUCAUUUUGAGUAUACAUCAACCUGGUUUUCGGAUUGUUAAACAGUUUAAUUCGAUCCUGUUAUUAGCUAAUGGCACUGUUCUGCACCAUGGUACAGUUGAUCGUCUUGGGUUCAACCUCGUUCAAAUGGGUAUCGAGCUCCCUCCUCAUUGCAAUGUCGUGGAAUUCGCUAUCGAUUACCUCGAAACAAUCCAACAACAACAAGAACAGCAAGCAAGUCCAAUUUCGGAAAUGCAACAAAAUACUGGUUCUACUGGGGCACCCCACCCAGUGCAGAGGAGGAAAACUCUGCAACAGCUUUUCCAACAAUCUAAGGUGAUGGAUGAAGAGAGUGCAUAUACGAGAAUCGAACCCGAAACCCAUGAUUUUGCAAAUUCAAGAUUGAAGGAAAUAAUGAUCCUUAGUCACAGAUUCUCUAAGCUUGUUAUGAGAACAAAAGAACUGUUUGCUUGCAGGACAUUACAAAUGCUGGUUUCAGGGCUGGUUUUAGGCUCCAUUUUCCAUGAUCUUAAACAUAAUUUAGAAGGUGCAUUUGAAAGAGUGGGAUUAUUUGCAUUUAUCUUAACAUUUUUGUUGUCUUGCACCACAGAGGCAUUACCGAUUUUCCUGCAGGAGAGGGAAAUACUGAUGAAGGAGACUUCCUCCGGGAGCUACAGAAUUUCAUCUUACGUCAUAGCAAAUUCCAUUGUUUACCUUCCGUUUCUGCUUAUUCUAGCGAUUCUGUUCACAAUUCCGGUGUAUUGGUUGGUGGGUCUAAAGCCGGAAUUCACUGCUUUUGCACACUUCUUGUUGCUCAUAUGGUUGAUCCUAUACACUGCUAAUUCUGUUGUGGUGUGUUUUAGUGCACUGGUGCCUAAUUUCAUAGUUGGAAACUCGGUAAUUCAAGGGGUAAUGGGAUCAUUUUUUUUGUUUUCCGGGUACUUCAUAUCGAAAAAAGAGAUCCCGAGUUAUUGGAUUGGGAUGCAUUAUGUGUCCUUGUUUAAGUAUCCUUAUGAAGGUUUCCUGAUCAACGAGUUUUCGGGAUCGAGUGAGUGUUUAGAGAGCAUGUUGGGUGUGUGUGUGUUGACUGGGAAGGAUGUUUUGAAGGAAGAAGGUUUGGGAGAACAGAAUAGGUGGAUGAAUGUAUUGAUUACAGUGUGCUUCAUUCUGGUGUACAGGUUCAUUUCUUAUGUCAUUCUCAGAUGCAGGUGUUCCAAAAGGAGUAUCAAGGCCAAUCAUGUUUGAACAAGGUUUUACUAUAAGAAAACAAAGGUCCAACCAAGUACAGAAGCCAAAAACAUGAGGCUGUAAGAGCCUAAGAGUGUUACCUUACCCCACUGAAUCACACAAGUAAACAAAAGUACAGCUAAAGAUUUCUGCACUAUUUCAUGUGAUCAUCAUUUUUGCUUAUUAGUGGCUGAUAUUCAAUAUUACAAUUCACAUGGUAACUACUAUGCAUCAAGUGGAUUUCCCUUUGCUUUUCUUGGGUUGCUAAAUUUUGUUGCUUAUGUUAUUCCUCCCCUCUUCCCCCCCCCCCCCCUCUUUAUUUUUACCAUUAGGUUAUGUCUGUUGAAAAAUAACCCAUUUGUGAUCCCACAUCGAAAAAUUAAAGAAAGGUUGACUAACAUAUAUAUUUGAUGGGUUAAUCCGGAUGGAACCUCAUUGGAUUUGUUUUCAGUCAACUCUCCUCUUAGUGAUCCCACAUCGAAAAAUAACCCAUUGGAUUUGACUAACCCAUUUGCUUUGAUUUAAGUUUGCAGUUAUCAGUUAAGCUGCUGGUAUCAGGAUCUGAAUUAUAAGCAUAUUGUAAUUUACUACCAGUUAGUUUCGUUGGGAGUCAACUCUUGUAUAAGAUGACCAUACUGUAAUGAUGUUGAUUUGAUUAAGAUUAGGUAGUUGGUGUAUGGCUUAACAGUUGUUCCUCAAAUGGUAUUAAACUUUAAUCUUCACUAACUAAUGCGUCUGAAUGUGGUUACUAGAUAAACUUGAAGUAUAGUCCAAAUUAGUGGUACCAGUCAGUACAAAGAGGUACCUAAUGGCACAAAAAACAGGAAAAAUACUAUAUUUAUACAUUUAUGGUCGGAGUUUAAUACCUAACAACAAUACAAUACGCUUUACAUACGUAUGUAUUCUCUGGCGGAAUCUAGGUUCGGGCAAUCAUCCAGAUCAUUUUAUUAAAAUAUCUUUUUAAUAUUAAAAUGUGUAGUAUAUAAUAUAAAAAAUAAUAGUUGAAUUAGUUCGAGUUAAUUUGAAUUGGUUCAACACACUUAUAGAAUUGACUAUCAAGUGUUUGGUUGUUAAAGAGGUAAAAUUUGACACAAAACUUGAGUUGAAAUAAUGUUUUGUGAGAGAACUAAGAAA
Amaranthus tricolor (Joseph's coat) is the source of this 3999-nucleotide messenger RNA. Its product is annotated as ABC transporter G family member 5. The record is from RefSeq and is a predicted model, not a curated record. Bases 991 to 2883 code for a protein of 630 amino acids. NCBI's taxonomy places the organism in Eukaryota, Viridiplantae, Streptophyta, Magnoliopsida, Caryophyllales, Amaranthaceae. Gene Ontology annotation, molecular function: ATP hydrolysis activity; ATP binding; ABC-type transporter activity. Gene Ontology annotation, cellular component: membrane. The transcript is spliced from 2 exons.